AUGGCGACUCCUUACAAUGGCACCAGCGAUCAUGCCGACGAUGGCUACUCGUCUGGCGUCUCUGACCUCAACAUAUUCUAUGAGACAGGCCACUUGGUCUUCCUGGUCACCAGCGCCGUGCUCGUUCUUCUCAUGAUUCCCGGCGUGGGUUUCUUCUACAGUGGUCUUGCUCGUCGCAAGUCGGCCCUGACAUUGAUCCUCUUGUCAAUGGUCUCUGUCGCUGUCAUCAGUUUCCAGUGGUUCUUCUGGGGUUAUUCCUUGACCUUUUCGCGAACUGGAAAUGCCUUCUUUGGCGAUCUCACCCAGUUCGGUCUCAUGGAGACACUUGCUCAGCCCAACGGCUCCUCUGCUCUCCCUGAUAUUCUCUUCUGUCUUUACCAGGGCAUGUUUGCUGCUAUUACACCUGCUCUUGCCAUUGGUGCUGUGGCAGACAGAGGUCGCAUCCUCCCGGCCAUCGUCUUCAUGUUCCUCUGGUCCACCAUCGUCUACGACCCUAUCGCAUACUGGACCUGGAACGCUAACGGCUGGCUCUUCAACCUUCCCAGCUACGACUUUGCAGGAGGCGGUCCCGUUCACGUCGCUUCAGGAACAUGCGCCCUUGCUUACUCCCUGAUGCUCGGCAAGCGUACUGGCUACAACCGCAACAAUGGUCUCCCCUACCGUCCUCACAACGUCACUCAUGUCGUUCUCGGCACGGUUUUCCUCUGGGUCGGUUGGUUUGGAUUCAACGGCGGUUCAGCUCUUGCUAUGAACAUCCGCGCCAUCAUGGCAUGCUAUGUGACCAACCUGGCUGCCUCAUGCGGUGCUAUCGCCUGGAUCCUACUUGAUUAUCGUCUUGAGAAGAAGUGGAGCACAAUUGGUUUCUGCUCCGGCGCCAUCUCUGGUCUUGUCGCUAUUACUCCCGCCGCUGGCUUCGUCAAGCCUUGGGCUGCGGUCAUCAUCGGAAUUUGCGGUGGUGUUGUAUGCAACUUUGCUACCAAGCUCAAGUUCGUCAUGAACAUUGACGACAGUCUUGAUAUCUUUGCUAUCCAUGGAGUUGGUGGUAUGGCUGGUAACAUCCUCACCGGUAUCUUUGGAACUAAAUCCAUCGCUGCUCUUGAUGGUGGAGAGUACGACCCCAUCGGCUGGGUCGAUAGCCACUGGGUCCAGUUGGGUUACCAAAUUGCUGGUACUCUAGCCUGCUUCGCCUGGUCUUUUGUACUGACCUGCCUUCUGCUCUUCAUUCUCAACCUCAUCCCUGGUCUGUCUCUGCGCGUAGCUCCCGAGGAGGAAGAGCUUGGUACAGAUGAUGGACAGUUGGGCGAGUUUGCGUAUGAUUAUGUUGAGAUGACCCGCCACAUGGCUGAUAGCACACAUCCCAACUCUGAUGCAAGUGCGCGAACCAGUCAUGAGAAGGUCUAG
Molecule: messenger RNA, 1401 nt
Organism: Fusarium pseudograminearum CS3096
Lineage: Eukaryota; Fungi; Ascomycota; Sordariomycetes; Hypocreales; Nectriaceae
Exons: 4
Coding region: 1-1401 (466 amino acids)
Biological process (GO): ammonium transmembrane transport
Cellular component (GO): plasma membrane
Molecular function (GO): ammonium channel activity
Source: RefSeq, a predicted model, not a curated record